This is a messenger RNA of Symbiodinium necroappetens, 272 nucleotides long. The record is from the annotation of a GenBank genome assembly. NCBI's taxonomy places the organism in Eukaryota, Dinophyceae, Suessiales, Symbiodiniaceae.
GCGCCCGCAAUUGGUUGCCUCGCGCUCCCCAGUGUCUUCCUGGCCGGUGGUGCUUCGGGUCGCUGCAGCCCCGUGCGUUGCGCGAGCAGCAAUGAGCCUGGCGUAGUACGCGGCAUCCUGCGCGUGGUGCCCUACGGCGUUCUCGGGAGCAGCAGCGCAGGGGCCAAGGCCCCAGCGCCGGAUGCCACGACCGCCUUCGUGGAUCCCGCUGGCAUGCACCACAUCCAGGGCUCUCCAGGGAACGCCGGAGGAGCCGCCGGUGUGAUCUACAA